AAAGACAGACAUAAAUCAAAAUCAGGGGGCGCACACGAUCUGCUACUACUGCUUUUCUUCCCCAACACGAAUCGAACCUCUCGCAACUUCUUUCCUCCUCCUCCGAACGCAAAUCAAAAUCAAUCCGGCCCCAAAAGAAGCAGAACACAUCGCCGGAUUCGCGACGCCAUCAUCUCCGCUGUCCUUCUUCCUCCUCUCCGAUCCUUCCAGUUGGCCUGGCCGCCCGUGUGCCGACCGAUCGACCGCUGUAAAGCGCUCGCCUUUUUUCUUCCUCGCCGCCUCUUCACGUGCGGGGCCGCCACCGCCUCCCAUGCAAGCAGCGCAGCGGCGGUAGGAGCGCGGAUAUCCCGUCCCGUCACGCCCGCCGACGCUCCUGGUUGGUUGGAUCGGUAGCCAAUGGCCGUGGAGGAGCCCCCGUCGCCGGCCGCCGACUCGUCCGCGCCGCGGCGGCGGCAGCCGGAGGUCGGCGCGGGCGGGCGGCGCGCGGACAAGCAGGGCCGGCGCCUCGAGGUGUACAACGAGGUGCUCGCCCGCCUCCGCGCCGCCGCCGGCGCCGAGAUCUCGCCGGCCUUCCAGGACGCGCUCUGGGCGCACUUCCACCGCCUCCCCGCCCGGUACGCGCUGGAUGUGAACGCGGAGAGGGCGGAGGACGUGGUCACCCACCAGCGCCUGCUCGAGGAGGCGCGCGACCCGCAGCGCCGGCCAGCCCUGUCCGUGCGCGUCGUCCAGGUAUCCAGGAUUAUUGAUGAUAUGGACGAUUCCUUUGAUCCUGAGGUGGAGAUGCUUGCUUCCAAUAACUUGCCUAGCCAAAUGGUUCACCCUCCUCCUGCAUUCGGCUCCUCCUCCAAUCUAGAGGCGCUAGCACUCGAAGCAAAUGAGUCUGAUGUCGGUAGCACCAAUAACGACGAUGAUAACAGCGUUCAUCUCGUCUCCAGGCCAAUGCAUGAGAUAGCAUUUGCAUCAACUGAUAAGCCAAAGCUACUUAGUCAGCUUACUUGUUUGCUUGGUGAGCUCGGUCUUGACAUCCAAGAAGCACACGCGUUUUCAACAAUUGAUGGCUACUCACUGGAUGUAUUCGUUGUCACUGGUUGGCGUCUUGUGGGCACUAAACAGCUGCAAGAAAAGAUAAUGGAGAAAUUUCGCAGUGUUGAGGCACAUGCUUGUACAGUAUCUAGCGCAUCAUCACCUUCAUUGGAAGGCCUGCAAGGUGGAGAGAGUAGGCACACAUCUACCAGUGUGGAAAUACCAUCGGAUGGAGCAGAUGUUUGGGAAAUAGACCUGAAGCUGCUCAAGUUUGGGAGCAAGGUUGCAUCUGGAUCAAACGGCGACCUGUACCGUGGAUCAUACUGCAUCCAGGAUGUGGCCAUUAAAGUAGUGAGACCUGAGCGCAUCAGUGCAGAUAUGUACCGAGAUUUUGCGCAGGAAGUGUACAUUAUGAGAAAGGUUCGUCAUAAGAAUGUUGUGCAGUUUAUCGGUGCCUGCACAAGACAGCCCAACCUGUAUAUUAUAACAGAUUUCAUGUCAGGAGGGAGUGUAUACGAUUACCUCCAUAAAAAGGGCAGUUCCUUCAAGCUCCCAGAAAUACUAAGAGUGGCAACAGACAUCUCUAAAGGGAUGAGCUACCUGCAUCAGAAUAACAUAAUUCACCGAGAUCUCAAGACUGCAAAUCUUCUCAUGGAUGAAAACAAGGUUGUGAAGGUUGCGGAUUUCGGUGUCGCACGUGUGAAAGAUACUUCCGGAGUGAUGACUGCGGAGACUGGAACUUACCGUUGGAUGGCGCCUGAGGUCAUAGAGCAUAAGCCGUACGAUCACAAGGCAGAUGUUUUUAGCUUUGGCAUUGUUCUAUGGGAACUUCUAACCGGCAAGAUUCCUUAUGAUUAUCUAACCCCACUGCAAGCAGCAAUAGGUGUUGUUCAGAAGGGCAUCAGGCCGACGAUUCCGAAGGAUACCAAUCCCAAGCUAGGAGAGCUACUUCAGAAAUGUUGGCACAAAGAUUCGGCCGAGAGGCCCGACUUCUCCCAGAUCUUGGACAUCCUUCAGAGACUCUCCAAAGAGGUGGGAGCCGACGGCGAGGGCCGGCAGAAGACGAAGUCGGGCUUUCUUUCGGCGCUGAAGAGAAGCCACUGAAGGCAGCGGCAGCAGCAGCAACAAGCUUCCUCUGCGUUGAUGCCCAAGCAUAGGUGAUUGAUUCUGGAAUUGUUGAUCGAUGCCCAGGCAACUGUAGUGUACACUGAUAGUAAUAAUUUUCUCACAUACGUAGUAGCUGUUUGACCUAUUUCGCUUCCUCUUUUUUUUUUCUCUUGUCAUGUAUCAACAGUCCUUUUUGUUCUAGUGGUGCUGUUGAAUGAAACCGUUAAGAGCAUCUU
This is a messenger RNA of Hordeum vulgare subsp. vulgare (domesticated barley), 2366 nucleotides long. Its product is annotated as serine/threonine-protein kinase STY46-like. The coding region runs from base 397 to 2127 and encodes 576 amino acids. Lineage: Eukaryota; Viridiplantae; Streptophyta; Magnoliopsida; Poales; Poaceae. The transcript has 16 exons. Gene Ontology annotation, biological process: protein phosphorylation. The record is from RefSeq and is a predicted model, not a curated record. Gene Ontology annotation, molecular function: ATP binding; protein kinase activity.